Messenger RNA from Ipomoea nil (Japanese morning glory), 1152 nucleotides. RefSeq lists its product as uncharacterized. NCBI's taxonomy places the organism in Eukaryota, Viridiplantae, Streptophyta, Magnoliopsida, Solanales, Convolvulaceae. The transcript has a single exon. The record is from RefSeq and is a predicted model, not a curated record. The coding region runs from base 1 to 1152 and encodes 383 amino acids.
AUGGAUUUCCAGGAGGCAAAAUCUCCACUUCUGUUGCUUUCAGUGGAGGAAGAAACUUGUUUUGUCAGCUUUAACGGCGAAAAAGCAGUACCAAAGUUGAAAAACAGUCCAAAAGAUUUCAAGUCAAGUAUGCGUAUUGGUUCCUCUCAUGGAUGGCUCAUCCUCUUGGACGAAACCUCAGAGCCAUAUCUUCUAAACCCUUUCAAUCAAUCCCAAAUCCAACUCCCCGAGAAAAUUACUUUUCCUCACAUUAAUAGGGUGACGAGUAAAUGUUGGCGCGGUGGUGAAUGUUUAUGCGUGGAAUACACCUCUGGUUUUACCAGAUGGUUUGACCCCACAGAAGAUAAAUCGCCAUUGCUUUCCAUCAAGAAAGCUAUACUGUCAGCAAAUCCUAGUACCCACAAAGAUUUCCUAGUUGCGGUUAUAUACGGAGAAAAUUCAAGAAUUGCCUACUGUAGGAAUGGAGACAAUGAGUGGAGUGCAAUUCAGGAUGGGGAUUCUGACCCAUACUAUGAUAUUGCAUGUUCCGACGAUGAUGAUUUACUAUAUGCAUUGGGGAAAAAUGUAUCAGUUGAAAUCUGGGAUUUGAUGUUUCCUGGUUCUUCUACCCUCAAGAAAAUGGGUACUCUAUAUCCAAGAAUGUUUCUGGAAACCAUGAAAGACUAUCCGGGAACCCUCUAUGCCAGAAAGUUCUACUUAGUCCCCUGCGCCAAAUCUGGACAGAUCUUCUUCGUUGUGAGGUACGUUGGGGAGUUUGUGACCAGUGAUGGUAAAGUUGUUUAUGAUGCAGAAGCUGAUGAUGAUCAAUAUCCUCAUCCAAUGGUCUGUCCUUAUAAAACAAUCAACUUUCACGUUUAUUGCCUCGAUACAACCACCUUAACUUGGAAGGCAGUGAAAUCAUUGAAUAAUCUCGCGUUGUUUCUGGGAGGGAACCAUUCUGUUUCCAUGUUGGUCUCGGAUGAUUCAGAAGUCAAGGCAGAUUCUAUUUACUUCACAGACGAUUACUGGGAACGAAUGGACGAGGAUUACUUGUAUGGAGGCCAUGACAUGGGAGUUUUCAGUUUAAAAGAUGAGAGUGUGAAGCAGUUUCUGAACAUUGAUUUGCAGAAAAUUAAACCACCUCCCUUUUGGCUUAUUCGUGAAUCAAGCUAG